Molecule: messenger RNA, 1529 nt
Organism: Vespa mandarinia (Asian giant hornet)
Lineage: Eukaryota; Metazoa; Arthropoda; Insecta; Hymenoptera; Vespidae
Gene: Coq6
Product: ubiquinone biosynthesis protein COQ6, mitochondrial
Biological process (GO): ubiquinone biosynthetic process
Cellular component (GO): mitochondrion
Molecular function (GO): FAD binding; 4-hydroxy-3-all-trans-polyprenylbenzoate oxygenase activity
Source: RefSeq, a predicted model, not a curated record
UACUAUACAAAAUGGCGACUCUUGUCAGAACGGGAGCGUCGUAUCAUAGAUUAUUAAUUUCUUUUACACAACAAUGUAAAUGUACUGUAACAAAUAGUGUUACCUAUGUAAGAAGAAAUUAUUCUGAUGACAAAAACAGUAAAGAAUGUUAUGAUAUUAUUAUUGCAGGAGGUGGUAUGGUAGGAACAACAUUGGCUUGUGCGAUAGCUAAUAAUAGAUGGCUAGAAUCGAAAAAAGUAUUGCUACUAGAAGGUGGCAAUAAACAUGAAUAUAAACCAGAAGAAAAGUAUUCGAAUCGUGUGGUUGCUUUGAAUCAACAGACUCGUACUUUGCUAUCCAGCAUAGGAGCAUGGCAACAUAUAGAAGCUGUACGAUGCUGCCCUGUAAAAAUGAUGCAGGUAUGGGAUGCAUGUUCUGAUGCUAUAAUAACUUUUAAUGAGGAUUUUUUAUCUAAAGAAUUGGCGUACAUAGUAGAAAAUGACUUACUUCUUCAUGCAGUAAAUACACAAUUGGAGGAAAAAUCAAAUGUUAAUGUUGUCUAUAAUGCAAAAGUUACAAAUUUAUUGUUGCCUGAGAUAAUAGGAGAAAAUGUUGAAGUACAGCUAGAAAAUGGAAAACAAUAUAAGACAAAAUUAUUGAUAGGAGCAGAUGGAGUUAAUUCAAAAAUACGUCAAGCAAUGAAUGUUCAGUAUAUUCAAUGGAAAUAUGAUCAAAUGGGAAUUGUUGCUACGUUGGAAUUAUGUGAACCAACAGAAAAUAUUGUCGCUUGGCAAAGAUUCCUUCCAAGUGGACCAAUAGCUUUACUUCCAUUAACAAAUACUCUCAGUUCAUUAGUAUGGUCUCUUACAACUGAAGAAGCACAAAAGCUUUUAAAAAUACCAGAGGAGGAAUUUGUUGAUAAUAUAAAUAGUGCAUUAUGGAAAAUCUAUCCUAAAAAUGGUAUUAUAGAAAGUGGUAUGAAAGCUUUACAUCAAUUACUCGAAGGAUUAUCUCUACAAACUGGAAUAUCAAGACAGUUGCCGCCAACAGUAUCAAAAAUUAUAGAAGGUUCAAGAGCAGCUUUUCCAUUGGGAUUUGGUCAUUCUGUAUCAUAUGUUGCACCUGGAACAGUCUUAGUUGGAGAUGCAGCACAUCGUGUUCAUCCUUUAGCUGGUCAAGGUGUUAAUUUGGGCUUUGGAGAUAUUACUGUCUUAGUAAAAGUUCUUGCGGAAGCAGUUACAGAUGGUGCAGUACUUAAUAACUCAAUAUAUUUAAGCAGAUAUGAGACUUCACGUCAACGACAUAACAUUCCUACAAUGUUAGCUAUAGAUGCUCUUCAUCGAUUAUACAAAGGAACUGCAGCUCCUAUUAUUUUGGCUCGAAGUUUAGGAUUACAAUUUACAAACGCCAUACCAAUAUUAAAGAAAGCUUUAAUACAGCAUGCAUCCGACCAAAAAAUUACAUGUUAAUCAACGUUUAGAAAUAUUGAUUAUUACAAUAACAUAGUAACAAGUUUAAUCGUUAUAUAAAGAAUAUAAAAUUAUUUCAAU